Molecule: messenger RNA, 5712 nt
Organism: Coccinella septempunctata (seven-spotted ladybird)
Lineage: Eukaryota; Metazoa; Arthropoda; Insecta; Coleoptera; Coccinellidae
Exons: 1
Coding region: 64-5706 (1880 amino acids)
Molecular function (GO): protein binding
Source: RefSeq, a predicted model, not a curated record
UGGUUAUCUUGUCAAUUUGUCUUGUCUUUCUACAAUUUUUCAACCCUUUUUUGUUAUGUAACCAUGUCCAGUUCGAACAAUCUAUUUUCCGAUUCAACAUCCAUCGACUCUGGAGUGGAUGAUCUGCAAAAUCCAAAAUUCGAUUACACCGGAAACUUCGAUAGGCAUGGCUUCAGAGACGGACAUGGCUGCCAGACCUGGGACCGACCAUUUCAGCACAAAUACGCUGGUUGCUUCAUCUACAACAACAUGCACGAUAAAGGAUUCUAUUUUGUGAGACAAGAGGAUGGAGAUUCCUUUUACGACGGCCAAUUUUACAACAAUAAACUCGAGGGUUAUGGCCAAGUCAUCUACAAGGAUGGUAGGGCUCAUGAGGGUCUUUUCAAGGACAACCGAAAGUUCGGUCCAGGUGUCCUUUCGUAUCCUGAUGGUACCCAAGAUGUCGGUUUAUGGAAUGGGAACUAUCUGAUACGACUCAGCAUUUCAAUGAGCUCAGAUAUUGUCCCUUCCUUGUGUAAUAACCCUGUCAACAAGGUCAAAUUGUUGCGUUUCAAAAAAAUUGUGCCUGCGCUUCCAGAGAGGAAAGAUCUCGCGAAAGAUCUGAUGGAUGGACUCACUGAAGAUCAAGCUUUAGCUCCCAGAUACCCGGAGUUGUACAAUCAACAUGUUAGAAACGAAAACUCAUUGUUCUUUGAUCGCAGGUUUUACGAUCUGGCUCAACUAGGGUCAGAAGAUACACUGAUCGAAGUCUUGGAAGAUGAAGCAUUCGUGGAUGCCCUAUCAGACAUAACUGAUGCGGAAGACAAUGCAUGUCCUUGCAUAGAUGAAAGGUGUGUUCAUGUAACGAAACAAAUCAACGAAAUGGAGUCGGAGCUGAGGAGAAUUCACGAUUUGAGAACUAAGUACGAAGAGCAACUCCAGAAAUGCAAAGUAUGCUGCAAAAUACAUCCACCCUGUCCAUUUGUCCCUGUCAAUUCCUCUUCUCACAACUCCACCAGUGAAUCAGCAGAUGGUUUUUCUAACGAUGAGGACAUCAAAUAUCCAUCUAGAGCAAGUAGUCAUAAGAAUAAUUUUUUCCCGAAACAAGGAGUUGAGAAAAAUUUGGAACAAAUGAGGAUGCAGACCAGUAUCGUUGAGGAUAUCAUUAUAAACGAAUUAGAAACGAUGCAAAAGAUUCUUCCAGAUCAGAAUAACGAAGAGAGCAUCAACAAAAUCUUCAUGAGCACCAAACAAUUUCACAGCGAUGCUUCCAUGAACAGCAGCGAUCAAGAGAAAUUUCUAGACGACGUAAUCGAAAAAUACACUUGCAUGUGCAUUGACGAGGAGAUACCAAACGCUGAUUUCCUAGAGGAACAACUGGAAAAACUCCAGCAACAGGAGAAGUUCUACCAUACGGUUGUCGAAUCUCUGAAUCGAGUUCUCUAUAAGGAAUUUUCGACACUCCACAAGUCCAACUUUCCCAAAAUUGUUAAGAUACCAGUCGAAGAUCUACUCGCUUGGAAUAACGGAAAAACCGCUAUUGAAAUACUCCAACAUUCGUUCAGAUACAGAAAUUUCGAAAAAUUACUGACCUACAACAUCAAAUCUCUAUUGAUAGGGGACAGGACAGCUUUCGCUAAAUUAGGAAGAAUCGAGUCCAUAUGCAUAAGUUUUCUGAAACACUGCGUCAGCAACGACAUCGAUGAAGUUCGCAGAGAUCUGUUUUACCAUAACGUUUAUCCAGAUUUAUCUGACGCUAGAGGGAAUACCGGUCUUCAUUUGGCUGUGACAUUUGACCACCACGAGAUAAUAAGACAACUCGCAAACGUCGGCGCCAACUUGGAUGUCUUCAACGAUGAAUGUCUCACCCCCUUGAUCCUCAGCCUCUUGAGAUACAUCGCAACCUCCAACAGGGUCGUUUUUUGGGACAAAGCCUUUCUGUCUGAAUUGAUUCUGAAUCCUAGAGAACUAGACCAAGUAACGCAAUGGCGACCACACGAGUCCCUGGUGAGCCUUGGGGAAUUUGUAGGAUCGAUGCCAAACAUGCAAACAACUGAACAUCGUUCCUACACUGGUACAAUAAAGAAAAGUUCCGAAGAAAUGUCGGUCAAAAUACGAAGCCACCUGCAGUCUAUCAAGAGUAGCUCGAUUUCUGCAAGGAUCAAUUUGAACUACUUGUUUUCUACAUCCUUCGUCGAAGAUUACGAAAAGUAUAAGAAGAUUGUGGCUUCGAAGAAGGUCGACGAUGUCGAGGAGAAAGACGUGGCUGCCAUUGUGAGAACUAUAGAAAUUCUUCUUCACUAUGGAGCUGAUCCCAAUAUUGGAGAUCUACCGAUGAAACCUGUCUUGCUCUCAAUCUUCACUAAGAAUUUGACAUUGGUGGAGAAAUUGCUGCAGCAUGCUGCCAACCCUAACAGCUCAACUGAGGAGGAUUUAACAGCUUUGCAUAUUUUAGCCAGUCUACCUUUUAACUCGAAAAACGUUCAAAUUGCUGAUAUGUUCCUUAGGUAUUCCUGUGAUCCGAACAAGAAGACCUCCAAUGAUUUUUGGAUGGAGCAGAAUGAAGAGCUGAUUGGUACUUACGUCAGUCCCUUGACGGAUUUUGAGGACUACGAAGGAAAAACGUCUCUGCAGAUGGCAGUCAUGAGGAAAGACUUCGAUGAAGACAACGUUGGUCAUCAAUGUGACUUGAUAAAGACUUUGAUUCAGUACGGAGCUCUGCACGACCACUACUAUUUGGGUCACACACUUCUCUCUAUGGCAGUACUGAGAGGAAACAACAAACUGAUAGAAACGUUACAUAACUUCGUUGAACUGGGACAACCUUUGGGGGAAAAUAUGGGAAAUGCUCUUACAGUCUUGGGAUUGUACAGAUUUCAGUCAGUCAGACCUUUCAAUUAUUGCAAGAGCACCAUCGAUGUACUGAUUUCUUUAGGAAUGAAUCCUUUCAAUCCAGUAUAUGAUUUUGCGAACAUCUUCGAAUUUUUUCUUUACGACUAUUCCAACCAUGUGGAUUUCGACAUACCAAGAAUUCGAGCUAAUUUGGAAGCCAAUGACGCAUCAAUGAGGAGGUUGAUUUACUCUAACGAUCUCAAUCUGAAUAAAGAUUGUAACAGGUUGUCAGUAGCUUACUUGAAAGAAAUAGGAAGGAAUAUCUUGAUGACCUUAUAUAGGUAUAAGGCUGUGCAGAUUUUACUUUUAUUCGCGUCUGAAGAUCUGCUUUACCAUAAGUGUUUAGAAAAUAUGGCCAAGCUUUUCACUAUUCAAGAAGCCCUCGACUGUGUGAAACUCUUCAUUAAAAAGAAUAAUGUAAUCCUGGAUAUGGAUUACGAAGAAAAUAUUCUCAGAGUUUUGAACUUUAUAAGGGACAAAUCUGUUAGGGUGAAAGACAUGAAAAAAGAUCAUACGAAGAAUGCGCCCAUAACCCAAGAACCUUCUUUGAUCUUCCAAGAGGAAAUUUCUAAACUGCACAAGAAGUACGAAGUUCCAAACUAUAUAGUUAUGUACGCUUUAGACAGCAAUCCGGACAAAUACGAGGUCUGCUUUCACUGUAUGAGGAAAUCUAAUAAGAAGCUGAUCUCCUGUCCUUGCUGUGACACAGUGAAAUUUUGUUCAGAGAUGUGUAACAAAUACAAUAUGAAAUUGGGCACAAAGCAUGCCUGCAACCUUUUUUUCUACGACGAAACGAAAACCUCCCAGGAGAAACCCAGCGAUAUGUUUCCACUCACCGGAAUAGAUCUGCUGAUGCUGGAGGCUAAACAGACGAGGGAAGAAGAACGACUGGCAGAACAGCUUCUGAGGCAGGCCGAAGAAGAAGAAAAACUGAAGAAGCAGCUUCGAAAAUCUCAAAGGGGUGAUUCGCAAGUGGCAUUGCAAGCUUCAAAGUCACGGUCAAGGUCACUAAUGGACAGAUCUACGUCAGUCUGCUUCAUCCUGGAUAAGGCCAAGAAAAAGAAGAAGAAACCAACUGUAUGUUGCAGGAGGCCUUCUUCCAUUUUCAUCUGCGAUGAAACGGCUCAAAUGGCACCAAGAAAGUUCAACUGUGGAUUCCACUGUGGACAGGUUAUACCAGAUGUUAACAUCGACGAAGAGGGUAAUAUAGUGAGAGAAAAAGAAUUCUGCGAAUGUUACCCCAUGUAUAAAAAAGACCAUGAGUCAGCCCAGGGGGAUGAAAAAGAAAGAGGCGUUGCCAGACCGAGUGAACAAUUGUCUACACACUACAGUCUCAGUGAUAUAUGGGGUGGAGCUUUCAGAUCAGGAGAAAGAGAAAUGAGGGACGUCGAAGAGCUUGAUAUGCUCAUCAAUACUUUCACCAAGGAAGAAAGACGAAAGAGCUCAGGAAUAGAAGAAGUAAAAGAAGAAGAGAUUUUAGAGCCCCAAAAAGAAAUAGAGACUGAAGGUGAAGUAACUGAAACGGCCAAAAAGCACAAACCUAAAAAAUCAGAAAGCUUCUUAGGUAAGAAAAAGAAGUCUAAAAAAAGUGACACGAAAUUGGAAGAAUCAGAAGACAAACUGAAAGAAAUUACCGAGGAAACAGACGCAGAUACUAAACAGAAGAAAAAAAAGGAUUCAAAGAAGAAAGGGAAAGCCGAAAAAAAGGUGAAGAGUGAUACCGAAAUCGAAAAGGAGCCAGAAACGGAUGCAGAGCCUGAAAAAAAGAAGAAGAAGGAAAAAGAUACGAAAAAAAAGGGAAAACCCAGCAAAAAGGUAAAAAGUGAUACUGAAAUUAUCAAGAAGAAAAAAGAGGAGAAAAAAGACGAUGGAAGUAAAACUGCAAAGAAAAGAAAGAAGAGUAAAUCAAAGUCAGAAAGUGAAAUUUCCUUACAACGUGAAGAAAAGAAACAGAAAAAAAAGAAAGAAAUUUCUUCGGAAAGUGAAUUGGACGUAAAGAAGAAAAAGAAGAAGAAAGGCAGGGAAGACAAAAGUGUAGGAGGCUCAAGCAAACACGAUAAAAAAACAAUGACGAAAGAACCGAAGGAUAAGGGGAAAAAAAAGAAAAAAGAGGAGGGAACUCAAGCGGAUAUUGAACAUAAAGUCAAAAAACCCCACGAAACAUCUAGCAAGUCUACUACAUCCAGUAUAAAGAAGAAAAAAAGGGAUGAGAGUUCAGAAUCAUCAAAGAAACCAGAAAGAAAGAAACAAGAAAAGAAGAUACCAGAAAAAAAUAAACCAGAAAAGAAGAAACCAGAAAAGAAGAAACCAGAAAAGAAGAAACCUGAAAAGAAAAAAUUAGAAAAAAAGGAACCGAAAAAGAAAAUAACGAAAAGUACAAAGAAAACGCUGGAAAAGAAGUCGAAAAGAGAAGUGAAGGAAAGACCAAAAAGUAAGAAAUCAGAUAAAAGAGUAACGGAAAGAAAAGAGAAACCGAAAAAAGUACUGCAACAAAAGACUAAAACAGAUGAAAAGAUUCCAGUUAAGUUAUUCGAGCGCCAUACAGAUAAAACUAAAAGAGACGUUGCUAUAUCGAAAACUUUGGCAUCUUUCAAAGCUAUAGACUCGAAGCUGUUAGACCCGGAAAAGUUACUGGCUUUGACCACCGUUGAUUUCAAGGAAUUCAAGAAGAUAUCUAGGGUUUAUCAGUAUUUCCUGGAACUUAUCGCUACAUAUUUCCCUGAUUUCGACUUGAGCUGUCUGAUGCUACCAUUUGCGUGUUUCAUGGACGGUCAGUUGUACUACAAGUUUGCAGACGCACUGCCCUAUUACUGUCGAACCUACAGCACUAUUUGAUUUGUA